AUGGCGGCCGCUCGAUUUAUACGUUUUUUUAGUCGUCGUCAAGCAAAGCAUCCGGCAACAACAUUAAAUGAUGAAAAUAUCUCUCAUACAAAUUCAAAACUUCUUCCGAAUUUAUUAAAUUCAAAUGCAAAAGUUUAUUCAACUGGAAAGAAACAACAACAACAACAACAACCAAUACCGAUUAAACAUGGUCUUGUUUGUACAAUUGUAUUUCUCGAUGGUGAUGAUGUUAAUUUUGAAGUAGAUCGUAAAGCUCUUGGAAAAAGUCUUUAUGAUAAAGUUAUUGCUCAUACAAAGCUAGUUGAACCCGACUAUUUUGGUUUACAAUUCACUGAUACACAUAAUGUUAAACAAUGGUUAGAUCCAACGAAAUCGUUAAAAAAACAAUGCAAGAUUGGACCACCGUAUACAUUUCGAUUUCGUGUUAAAUUUUAUACAUCUGAUCCACAAAAUCUUCAUGAUGAACUAACAAGAUAUUUAUUUGUGUUACAACUUAAAGAUGAUAUUCGAACAGGCAAAUUAGACUGUCCAUCUGGUUCAGAUGUUGAGUUGGCUGCAUUGACUAUGCAAGCUGAAUUGGGUGAUCAUUCAAGUACUGAACAUUCAGUUGAAACGAUAUCAGAGUUUCGUUUUCUACCUGAUGAUCGUCAAACAGAAGAAUUCGAAGCAACUGUCCUACAAAAAUGGUCUACGCACAAGGGCUUAACACCAGCCGAUUGUGAAGUACAAUAUUUAAAUAAAGCACGCUGGCUAGAAAUGUAUGGUGUUGAUUUACAUACAGUAAUGGGUAAAGAUGGUUUAGAAUAUAAACUUGGUCUAACACCAACGGGUAUUCUCGUCUUUGAAAAUAAAAUCAAAAUUGGUUUAUUUGUUUGGUCAAAAGUAACACGAAUAGAUUUUCAUCGAAAUAAAUUAACAAUCGUUGUCGUUGAAGAUGAUGAUAAUGAUCCGACAUUGCAACGCGAUUUUGUAUUUUUAUUUCGUUGUUAUGAUGAGAAACAAUGCAAACAUUUUUGGAAAUGUGCUAUGGAAUAUCAUAUAUUUUUUCGUACAACAUCAGCAGCUAAAGUUAAACAAGGUGUCAAAUCAAAUUUUGCACGUACUGGUUCAAGAUUUCGAUUUAGUGGAAGAACUGAAUGUCAAGCAGCAACAUUAGGAAAUUUGAAUCGUCGCAGUAUAAAUUUUGAACGUAAAGCAUCACAACGCUUUUCACGUCGUGCAUCAUACGCAAUACGAAAAAAAAUUCAAGAACACGAAGUUUUACGUGAACAAGAAGAUGAACGUUUGAAACGAUUAAAAUCCGAACAAGAAUCCAAAUUAGAUGAAACGAAAAAAUCACCCGAAAAAACUCAAGAUCCAGUAUCCAUUAGUAAACGUUCGUCGUCACAAAAAAUUCUAAAUCUAUCACCCACUCAGCGUCUUGAUAAUCUUAUUCAAGCUUCCACGAAUGAUUUAGUAGCAGAAGAUAAUGAAUUAAAAAGAAAUACAACUGGUCUUCCUCGUCCUCCGCCAAUUCCUCCUCGACAAGUGAAACCUGAUGAUAAAACUACAACAACGAGAUCACCAUCCCCAUCACCACCAUUAGUCCUUGUUAAACCAUCAAAUCCAACAAUUUUCUCUUCAAAUAAUACUAAUAAUAUGAACACACUGAAGGAUUCCUUCAAUGAAAAUAACGACCAAGACUUAUUAAUUCAAAUGUCACCACCAAAAACAUCUAAUGUACCUGCCAAAUCAUCUAUUUCUCCACUUACUGGCAAAGUGAACAGUCCACUUAAUCGAUACACAUUAGCGAAUAGUCAAUCACCUUAUGUUCUCAAGGAGACUUACUUUUACACAGAAUCAACGACAGUAAAUUCGAAUUCAACUAAUAAUCAAAAUUCUCUGAAUUCACCGGCCCCUGUUAUUGUAACACGUACACUAAGUACAUCCAAUGUACGUAAUGCAUCAGCAACAAUCGUUCAAACAACACCUUCUAACAGUCAAAUAUCAACACCAUCAUCAUCAUCGGUCCCAUUGCCAAAUCUAUAUCCUCGUUCAUCAAAUCGUAGUUUAACAUCACCAUCUGUUGGUGCACUCCCAUCAUAUCAUCCAAUAACAACAGAAUUAUAA
Rotaria socialis is the source of this 2109-nucleotide messenger RNA. The record is from the annotation of a GenBank genome assembly. Lineage: Eukaryota; Metazoa; Rotifera; Eurotatoria; Philodinida; Philodinidae.